Molecule: messenger RNA, 1115 nt
Organism: Oreochromis niloticus (Nile tilapia)
Lineage: Eukaryota; Metazoa; Chordata; Actinopteri; Cichliformes; Cichlidae
Gene: czib
Product: CXXC motif containing zinc binding protein
Exons: 8
Coding region: 149-631 (160 amino acids)
Molecular function (GO): zinc ion binding
Source: RefSeq, a predicted model, not a curated record
UCACCUGCAAGCAUGGUGCAUUCAUUCCUGUUUGUUUUGAUAUGAACUGAAAAAAGGCAAACUAUAAAAUAGCUGUCAAUGGUUUGGAAGUUAGAAUUUACGAGGUGUCCUGAAUGCCUCAGGAAGUUGUCAGCGGGGAAGCGUCAAGAUGGUGAAAUUUGGACUGCAGUUUAAAGCCACCCUGGAGAACGUCACGAAUGUUAGACCAUUGGGGGACGAUUUCCGCUGGUUCCUGAAGCUCAAGUGUGGAAACUGUGGAGAAAUUCCAGAUAAAUGGCAGUAUGUAACUCUGGUGGAGAGUGUGCCACUCAAGGGAGGACGAGGGAGCGCCAGCAUGGUGCAGAAGUGUAAACUCUGUUCCAGGGAAAAUUCCAUCGAUAUUCUGGGAGACACAAUCACACCUUACAAUGCCGAGAACAGCGAAACCUUCAAGACGAUGGUGCAGUUCGAGUGUCGAGGUCUGGAGCCCGUUGAUUUCCAGCCACAAGCUGGCUUCGCUGCAGAAGGAGCAGAGUCUGGAACACCGUUUCCCGAAAUCAACCUGCUAGAAAAAGACUGGACCGACUACGAUGAGAAAAUUAGUGAGUCUGUGGGAAUAUAUGAGGUCACGCACCAGUUCAUCAAGUGCUGAUAUCACCAUGCAUUGAGCCUUAGAGGAACACUGCAGGAAAACUUCCUCGGCCCCAAUUCCUGGCGACGGGGAAUGCCUCGACACGGAGAUGUGGUCUGUGCUUUGGUUGAUGAUGAACAUUAAGGUGUGCGGAUUAAGGCAACAGGUUGUUGUACACAUGUCUUGGAUUGAUCAACAUGCUAAGAGGAUGGUUUUUUUUUUUUUUUUUUUCAGUCCCUCAAUAAAAUUGAAGGAUGAACAUUUUGAAUUGAGGUUUUUCUUUGCUUUUGCUCCUCAAACAGCAAUACAAGACUGACGAUGUGUAGUAUGAGGUACUUCACAUUAUAUGCUAAGGAUGCUAAUGAAGAAUACACUUUGAAAUGUCCUCCACACAUUUUGUGUAAUUAUCAGAAAAUUAUGUAUGACUCAUUUCAGAGUUAAAUAAAAAGACAAGUACCGUCAAACCUUGGGAAUGAAAUUAAAAUGAAACUCUACUUGAAAAACA